GAAGAUUUUAAAUUCAUUUCUAUCAAAGGCCCUUACAGUAAACAGGGUCCGGGUGCGAAUCGCUCGGCUAAGUCACAUGCAGUCAAGCAAGCACUCAAGGCCAAACGGUUACUCGAACAAGAAUCAAGACACAACUUUCGAGUAAUAGUUUUGAAAGAGGAGCGGAAUACGCUAGUUACUGAACCUCAUUUUGUACUGCAUCCAACAUUAAUACCAUCUUUAUCUGCGAGCGCGAUCGACCCGUUUGGUACGCUUCCUGUGGACACCUCACGGCUGCAGAUGCUUUUAGGGAACAACAGAGCUAGGAAAGCCUCUGAGCCGGUCUUUAGUCUCACAGAGGAGCUCGCAUUCCAAAGUUUUCAUCUUGUCUUCCGUACGGGCUUGACUGACCCUGCUCUUUCGAAUGCAGUUAUGCUUGCGCUAUUGUUUGCAGUAACGGAGGGAAAUUUGGACAUUGAAUGCCUCAGAUACAAGGUUUGCGUUAUCGGCUGUAUUCGAGACAAAGUGGCCAGCAUCAAAGGUGCUGUAUCAGAGUCCACAAUUGGAGCCAUUCUUCUACUAGUGGGUGUAGAGGCUCAGCUGGGAAUGACCUCUCAAGUCCAACUUCAUAUGGCAGCAGUGAGACAACUACUCGAAAUCUCUCGCAGCCAAUGUGUCUACCUCACCGUUGGCAUUAAGCGUGCAAUAUUCUGGCAAGACUUGAAUGCGUCAAUUUUAUCAGGUUCUGAUCGAAUAGUUGACCACACUACCUUCUCGGAACUACUCUGGCAACGAGACUCAUUCACACCUAGUUUCUACCAACUUCCAUCGGGUUUUGAGACAAUAUCACACUUGUUAAGUGAGGGUUUUAUCGAAAUACUUGAAGACUUGCACGCUCUGCAAUGUAUACGAAACUGUUCGGGCUAUACAAAGGGCGAUCCUUUUGUCAUGGUCUACAUAAACAACCAUACUGCUUCUAUUCAAUCGAGGAUUGUGAAUUUAGAAAAGCCUUCUCCCAUGCUGAAAUGCUGCUAUACUGCGGCAUAUAUAUGUUCUAUUAUGUUAUGUUGCCAAACUUGGUGCGCCCUAGUUAUUCCGUCCCAUUUAUCCUCCCAGCUUCUUGAUCAACUUCAAAAGACUGAAAAAGAUGCUAUAUGGGAUGAAAACUCCGACUUGCUACUUUGGCUCCUAUAUAUUGGUGGUACAUUUGCUUCCUCUGGGUUUGUUCGAUCAAGGUAUAUUGAUCUUCUUCGGACGAAUAUAACCACGAGGUUCUCUAUGAUCGAUAGCUCUUGUCUACGAACGCUUGAUGUUAUAAGAAAAUUUAUUUGGUCAGACAAUGCCUUUUUCUCAGAGGCAUCAAGACUUUGGGAAGAAAUAUUAUCAUAA
Messenger RNA from Trichoderma virens Gv29-8, 1368 nucleotides. RefSeq lists its product as uncharacterized. NCBI's taxonomy places the organism in Eukaryota, Fungi, Ascomycota, Sordariomycetes, Hypocreales, Hypocreaceae. The annotation marks the transcript as partial. The record is from RefSeq and is a predicted model, not a curated record. The transcript has 5 exons.